UGGUAGUGAUUGACGUUUCUUGCGGGAGAAGUGCAAAAUUUUCCGGUUCAAUUGAAAAAUAUAUGCGAAUCUGAAUAAAUCAUGGAUUGUGAGUGAUUUUUAACGGUGCAGUGUGGUUUUCACCGGUCCGGAGGUUACACACCCCGCGAAAACUGCGAUGAAACGGGCGGACUGAGUGACUGAUUCGAUAAUUCAGGACGUGAGACUUGAACGGCAGUUUCUCACGUUGUUCCAAGAUUUUUUUCGGUUUUGAAAGGUCCCCGUCUUGACCCCGUUCCGUUGCCUCCAAACACACCCCUGUUAUGUAAAGGUUAGGAUAAUAACUGGCGAUCUAGGUCAUUCUCCCUUGUUUUCCCGAGGAUUUUCCGUUUGCUACGAUUGCCCAUUUCGUGAAAUAUCCGCGUACGAGUGAAAGUCAUGUUAUUGAUGGAUGUGAAUCAGUUUUUCCCGUGGGCGUUCAUUGUUUUCCGUUAUUGGUUUUUGGGUGGCUCGAACGGUGCUGGACAUAACCUAUAAAACGAUAUGACCGUAUAGACUCUCUGGACAAUCAUGAUCUAAAAAGGUCAUGACAUCUCGACACUCUUAUAAUAUUGGUGUCAAUCAAGGGACGGUUAUACCCCCGCUUAUUGAACAGAAUAUCGAGGAAGUUGAACAGGAAGAAGCGCUAGCCUCUGGUGGUCCGCCUCUGGUAAACACGAGCACCGGAACCCGUUCAAAACAGCGGGGUCGCAAAUUUGGGGCCUCUGGUAGUCUUAGCGAUAGUUCCUCCAGUGUCAAACGACAGGAAUCAUCCCCAACUUUGACGCUUAUAUCGUCAAAGGGUUCCGCUGAUUCUAACUACUCACAGCCUUCUUCAGAUUUAUCGCUGGACGAGGAAAAAGAGGCCCUUCGUAGGGAGAAAGAGCGUCAAGCUCUUGCCCAACUCGAAAAAGCAAGGACGAAACAGGUAGCAUUUGCUGUUAGGACAAACGUAGCAUAUGAUGGUACCGUAGACGAUGAUUCGCCAGUUCAUGGUUAUGCUGUUUCCUUCGACAUUAGAGAUUUUUUACACAUAAAGGAAAAAUAUGACAACAACUGGUGGAUUGGUCGUCUCGUCAAGGAAGGCUGCGAUAUUGGUUUCAUACCGUCUCCGGUGAAAUUGGAAAAUUUGAGGCUUCAGCAGGUUGCGACCAGAUCGACCAAGCUUUACUCGAGCAAAACUAGUUCCAGUUCUAAUAUAGGGGGCGCUGGUAACGAUGUUUCCAGAGGUAGCACUCCUCCCACGCCUGGUGACGAAUCAGAUUCUGUGGGUAACGCCAGGUCUGGCAAAACACUCACAACACCUCCUGCCAAAGAGAAGAAGAAACCGUUCUUCAAGAAGCAAGAAACCACUGCCCCUUAUGAUGUGGUUCCUUCCAUGAGGCCUGUAGUGUUGGUUGGGCCAUCGUUGAAGGGGUACGAAGUGACGGAUAUGAUGCAGAAGGCCUUAUUCGAUUUCCUAAAACAUAGAUUCGAAGGAAGAAUCAUCAUCACUAGAGUAAUGGCGGAUAUUUCACUAGCAAAGAGGUCCUUAUUAAAUAAUCCUUCCAAACGAGCGAUAAUGGAGCGAUCCACUACACGGUCAUCAUGUUUGUCUGAAGUGCAAGCUGAAAUAGAGAGGAUAUUCGAAUUGGCCACCACCUGCCAGUUGGUCGUCUUGGAUUGUGAUACUAUCAACCAUCCCUCACAACUCGCCAAAACUUCUUUAGCUCCUUGUAUCGUGUACCUCAAAAUAUCUAGUCCUAAGGUGCUGCAAAGGUUAAUAAAAUCACGGGGUAAAAGCCAAACCAGGCAUUUGAAUGUACAAAUGGUAGCUGCAGAAAAAUUAGCUCAGUGUCCUCCAGAAAUGUUCGAUGUUAUUCUGGAUGAGAAUCAGUUAGAAGAUGCCUGUGAACAUAUUGCUGAGUACCUCGAAGCAUACUGGCGAGCUACACAUCCAGAAAAUGCACCAGCCAAUGUUCCAAGACCUAUUGUAACCUCUCCACAGGCAUCUCCUAGUGGAGACCAAGGAAGACCUACAUUACCAGCCAUUCAUGACGUUUACGGCUAUUCUUCUACACAUGAUCCUAGAGUACCCACUUUCCAAACGACCCACAGAAGAACUAGGCUGGAAAGGGACAGAGAAUACGAAGAGUACACAGAAAGAGAUAAUUACUCGCAACACAUGCAAACUGAAGAUUAUCGAAGCAUCGAUCGUAGAGAGCACAGAACCAGAGAUGAAGAUUACGUCACACAUAGGGGAUCUUCAAGAAGAGCUUUGAAUGCCAUCUAGUGGAGGCUUUCUACGGACCAUCCUAUUGAAGAAGAAAUCCAUGAUGAAAUGUCACCUCAGGAAGAAUAUUACAAACCUCAGAUUCCAAGGGAAUAUAGGGACGAUAGAUCAGAGAAAAGGAUAGAAGCUGACGAGAGGCGGUACAGAGAUCGGAGAGAAAGAGAUCGGAGAUACGGCGAACAGAGCACCCUGUAUAUGGAUUCGGAGAGGAGGAGAGCGAGGGAAACCGCCAAACAGGAAGGGAAGAAUUACAGGAAAGAACUGCUGGAGAGGUUUGGUAGCAUGGGUUUUGAGGACCAUGAGAGUCCCCCACAUCAAAGGUACUAUGAUUGAAGUGUUCACUGGUAUGUAAUAUCAUUUGCUAGGGUCAUUGGCAACAGGUUUCAUAUAAUAUGAUUUCUAUUGGUCCUUCUUCGGUGAUUUCUUCAUUUUUCAUCAAGCUUCCCUAUAAAAUCUACAUGUUUGGCUCUUCUUUUUCCAAAAACAUUUUUAUACUAAUCUUUUUUCAGUUUUCUAAAAGUCUAAAGUCUUACUAACUUUGAAAUAUUUAAGAGAUAUUUCAAGUAUUGAUAGUUCCACAUGUUUGGUGCUUUUUGAUAUAAAUUUUUCACCUGGUCAAAUAUUUUGAGUUUUUUCUUCACUAUCAAUCGUUUUUUUUUAAUAUUUUACUCCAGUCGAAGCAAACCUACGAUCGAGCCAUAAACAAAGGGAGUCAAAAGAAAUGAGGACAAUAAUUCAAUUUGUUCAGAAUCCUCGCCAAUGAUAUGAUACCAAAAAAAAAAGUUAUGAAGUACACUACGAUAGAACCUUUGAUCGUUUCUUCAAGAGGAUAGUCCGUACCUAUUGUGAUUUCAAUUAGAAUUGAACUAUAGCAUAUAAAGUUUAAAAAUUUUGACCAGUGCCAUAUUUAAGUAAUAGCUCAAUUUUUAUUCAAUCUAUAACUGAAUUGAAAAGAAAUAUUUAAGCUUUAAACUGUAGCUGUAUUAGAUUUUCUAAUUUUUCGUGAGAAAAAAAUAUGGAGCGAUCAAUAUUACGAAUUGUGGAUUUGAGGUAGCCACUCAACUGCAAACGGGAUAUUUAAAUAAUUGUUAUUUUGAUUAUUCGAAACUUCGUAUAGAAUGGAAAUUCUCGAAUGGUUAAUAAUUGUUCCAGUAGUUUAUAAUUUUGUAUACAACAAAAUAUGCGUCUUUUUCUCUUUAAACUGAGACCAUUCGCUUAGUUCGAACGAUCGAAAUAUUUUGUUACUUAUUCCAUAAGCUUGAUUUUUUCGUGAUAAAAAUGGAUAGCUUAGUACUUGUAUUUUGUAUACGUAUCGAUAGCAUUUUCUGAAGAAAUACCGAAUUUUUUCAUGAGAUGUUGAAUGAUUAGGUCUCUCGCUUUCGUUCAAAUUUCAAAAUACAUAAUGGUGAUAUUAAGAGUUAAACUUUAUGUAUUUGACUGAUGCUAGGAGGAUAAUAUUCGAUAUGAAAUCAUUUAUGAUGCACAGCUAUUAAGAUUAAGGUGUUUACGAAUCAAUAAUUGAUCAAAUAUUGACGGCUUUAGGGGAGUGUUCUCAAACGGGAGAAUAUGUGAAAUAUUUCGAUGAAUACGGCCUGAUAUCGAAGUUUUUCUUCGUCCUUUCAAAGCACCCAGUUGAAAUUUUUCCGUCCCAUACAGGAUGUUCAGAAAUUUGGUCACAGAUUCGUGAGGCAAAAUAAGGAGACCCCUAUUUUUUUAUUUUUGCCAGGAGACCCUGUCUUUAAAAGUUAGUCCCCUGAAUUAACACCUAAAAAUAGUCUUUUUUGUAUGUAUCUCAGAAUAUCAUGAAACAUUUUUUUCUCUCCUGCAAUUUUUCCAUGAAACGCAAGAAAUUCAAGGGGCUUUCUGACGGUUUAACAAUUU
Molecule: messenger RNA, 4171 nt
Organism: Coccinella septempunctata (seven-spotted ladybird)
Lineage: Eukaryota; Metazoa; Arthropoda; Insecta; Coleoptera; Coccinellidae
Gene: Ca-beta
Product: voltage-dependent L-type calcium channel subunit beta-2
Exons: 12
Coding region: 566-2290 (574 amino acids)
Biological process (GO): chemical synaptic transmission; regulation of voltage-gated calcium channel activity; calcium ion transmembrane transport
Cellular component (GO): voltage-gated calcium channel complex
Molecular function (GO): protein binding; high voltage-gated calcium channel activity
Source: RefSeq, a predicted model, not a curated record